GACCUUCUCGGUUGUCUUUCCUCCCAAACUGUUUUGUCCUUUGACCUGCCCUCGGCUGCCAACUCUCAGUUUUCCCCCUCGCUCCAGCUCUCAGGAAGCUCCCGGCGCCCAGAUCCCUGGAAGGAGAGAGAGAGAGAGAGAGAGGGAUUUUUUUUUAAUUAUUUGUUUUUUUUAGUGGGGGGGUGGCUGGGUGGACAGAGAGAUGGCCAUGGCCGCCAGUGACUGGGGAGACCCUCGGGACGACAGCAAGCCUUAUCCCCACAACGGCGGCGAGGAGUCCCUGGAGAGUCCGGCUCCAUCCUCCUCCCAGACCGGGGGCAGUGAGCCCGAGCUGGGCGAGCCGGACAGGCAGGGGCUCCAGGUGGACUGCGUGGUUUGUGGGGACCGGGCCAGCGGCAAGCACUACGGCCAGUUCACCUGCGAGGGUUGUAAGAGCUUUUUCAAGAGGAGCAUCAGGCGAAACCUCUCGUACACCUGCAGGUCCAACCGAGACUGUCAGAUUGACCAGCAUCACAGGAACCAGUGCCAGUACUGCAGGCUCAGGAAAUGUUUCAAAGUCGGCAUGAAACGAGAAGCUGUCCAACGAGGAAGAAUUCCACCAGCCCAAGCAAACCCUGGGGAGCUUUCGCUGUCGAGUGGAGAUCAUUUGAAUGGGGGCAACAUCUCAGGACUUAUCUCUCUCCUGUUGAGAGCAGAGCCGUACCCCACGUCUCGCUUCAGCACCCAAUGCACUCAGUACAACCUCAUGAGCAUAGACAACAUCUGUGAGCUGGCAGCAAGGCUGCUCUUCAGUGCGGUGGAGUGGGCCAGGAACAUCCCUUUCUUCCACGAGCUGCAAAUCUCUGACCAGGUGGCCCUGCUGCGACUGAGCUGGAGUGAGCUGUUUGUCCUGAACGCUGCCCAAUCUUCCCUCCCUCUCCACAUGGCUCCACUCCUGGCUGCUGCCGGCCUCCAUUCCACGCAGAUGUCUGCAGACCGGGUGGUGAGCUUCAUGGACCAGAUUCGAAUCUUCCAGGACCAGGUGGAGAAGCUCAAGGUUUUACAGGUCGACUCUGCUGAAUACAGUUGCCUGAAGGCCAUUGCCCUCUACACUCCGGAUGCUUCCGGUCUCUCCGAACCCGCCCACAUCGAGAGCUUGCAGGAGAAGGUUCAGGAAUCUCUGGCUGAGUACGUGCGCUGUCAGUAUCCACCACAGCCCCAGCGUUUCGGGAAACUGCUCCUGCGGCUCCCAGCGCUACGAGCUGUGCCAGCCUCCCUCAUUGGACAACUCUUCUUCAUGAGGCUGGUGGGGAAGACCCCCAUCGAAACCCUAAUCAGAGACAUGCUUCUGUCUGGAGGUUCCUUCAACUGGCCUUACAUGCCAACUCAGUGACAAGCCUGAUUAGCAUCAGUCUCUGACGGGUUCAAUGCUUGUAUUGGGCACUGCCAAGGACGCCACUUGGCAUGCGUGAGAUUAAUGGGAUCAGUUGACUUCAGGCACUAACAGGAUCCUGGGAUGCAGUAUUUAAAUUAGUACAGUUUUUUUUUCGUUUGCUUAAAGAGAUUGAGGCAUAACUCGAGAAUAUUUCAUAAAAUGGAAAUGGGCCCUGUUCCUGAACAAUAAGACAUCACAAGUUGCGAUGUUGAGAGUUGUGCCCCCGAGCAAGGAUACGGAUGAAAGUCAGCCAGUGCUCCUGAUCCUGAUGACUGUCCAUUGACUUCAAUGGAAGAUACCUGGGUACAGUUGAACAGAAGAUUGGCUGUGUUGCGCCAGGCUGAAUCUACCGAACUCACCAUCUUGGUUCACUCACGAAGAAUGGUCAAGUGAGGGAGCUACUGGAGGCCACCAAUACCCAUCACUAUAUCUCAGAGUGCUUCAGCCCCUUCAGGAAAGAUGGGGAGCAAACCUGAAGGAAAAUUUGAAAACAACAUCUCAUGGAUUGGAUAUGAUUGAAGAAAUGGGUAAUCUCUGCUUCAUUAGAAUCUCACCAUUGACAAGCUUCAACUGUAUUGUAAAGAAGUGUACAGUGUUUAACUGUGUACCAUUUAUGUGCAUUGCACCCAACAUGGUGAUGUUUGGGAGCAGUAUUGGAAGGGGACUGGGUUCCUCACUGUUUAACUUGUAAAGUCUUUCAAGCACUCCAAGGUCACCUCUUAGUGUCCUCCUUAUAUUAUCCCAAUGCCCUCUGGACCUCGCUAACCUUGUGGAGCACUUCACAAAUUUCCAAAUACACAAGGUUUUCACGCCGAGAGCAUCAUUAGACCAAGGAGACAUGUUACCACAAGGAACAGCUACUAUAGCAUUGUUUAAAACGCAAUUGGAGAAGUUUUUCAAAAUAAAAAAACACAUGCAAAGAUACAAAGAAGAAGCAAUGAAGUGGAAUUCAUUUAAGACCUUGCACUGGCAGAUUGUGGUGGGAUUGAAGAGUUAUUACCUGUGCUGUAAUAUUUUAUAAUUCCAGCCAACUUGCUGGAAUCUCCUUUACCACACAUCCUUUGUUGAGCUCAGCAUUGCAAGGCCAAGAGUCACCUGGCAAAAUCUAGUCUUGAUGUUGUACAGUAUUCAUUGGCAACUGGAUUCAUGUGAGUGUAUCUUUUAACUGUAACUUCUAGUUUGUGUGGCAUAGCUCCUGAUCUUCUGCGUGUGAUGUUGCAAUGUUGCAAUAAAAUAUAU
Messenger RNA from Carcharodon carcharias (great white shark), 2653 nucleotides. RefSeq names its product COUP transcription factor 1-like. Gene Ontology annotation, biological process: cell differentiation; negative regulation of transcription by RNA polymerase II; anatomical structure development. The transcript has 3 exons. Gene Ontology annotation, molecular function: nuclear receptor activity; zinc ion binding; RNA polymerase II cis-regulatory region sequence-specific DNA binding. The record is from RefSeq and is a predicted model, not a curated record. Bases 203 to 1372 code for a protein of 389 amino acids. Lineage: Eukaryota; Metazoa; Chordata; Chondrichthyes; Lamniformes; Lamnidae.